Molecule: messenger RNA, 2201 nt
Organism: Xiphophorus hellerii (green swordtail)
Lineage: Eukaryota; Metazoa; Chordata; Actinopteri; Cyprinodontiformes; Poeciliidae
Gene: ccl20a.3
Product: chemokine (C-C motif) ligand 20a, duplicate 3
Exons: 4
Coding region: 1633-1938 (101 amino acids)
Biological process (GO): immune response
Cellular component (GO): extracellular region
Molecular function (GO): chemokine activity
Source: RefSeq, a predicted model, not a curated record
CUCUCUGUUUUAGAAAUCCUCACCUGAUCCGUAUCGCGUUCUUCCACCUUUAUGAGUCUCAUUUUUUCUACUAUUCCACCUCUGACUACACUUAAGUUACACUUAAGUCCAAAAAUACUCAAAUUCGUGAAAAGUUUAGACUUAAAACAAGCAGGAUGUUUCUUCUAACAGGAAGAAAUAUUUACAGUUUGAAGUGAGAGUUGAGUCUGAUAUAUAAUCUGUGUAAGAUUAGGGUGUUGGACCCGGCAGUGGGAGGAAUAAAAAAGGACUGAACAAGAUACAGAGAACAAAAGAGAUGGAUAAGAACUCUGAAUCCCAGAAUGUACUGCAUUAACCCAUUUUCAUACGCUGUUCCCAGAAAGGAGGAGUUUCACAGAAGAAUAAAAACAUCAGCGCACCAGAGUGCUUCCUCUCUGUUUUCCCGUAGCCUCCAUGCGGUCCUUUGGGGACACUCACACAUAAAAUCAUUUUGCUCACUGGCAGCAUUAAAGACUGCCUCUUUGAAUAAACCUUGGACCAUUGGCACUCAAAAACAUACACAGCCUGGCCAAAAAUAAAGUUGCCGUGGAGAAAAAAGUCACAUACUCUGAUCGUGUAUUAAUAUUAUUAAUGGUGCUUAAAAGCGCAUGUAGAACUUAAAAGGAUUUCUCAAUAGUUUCUUUGAUAAAUUGAGAUCUUAUUUCUGUGUCACAUAAUCAAGCCUGAUAGCUUCUUUGACUAUUUAUUCCUGAUAAUCUGGUGAUGCCCUUACUUUAUCCUUUUUGACCUGAAUAACUAACUUUGUUAAUAAUUGCCUCUGGCAUUUGUUAAUAGUUACUCAUAGCCAAACCAACAAGUGUAACAGAGGGGAGGCCUCCCAAACAAAUAACUAUGUUGGAGUUUAACUGAGUUUAUAAAAAUUAUGAUCACAUAUAAGGUUGAAGCAUUUUUAUUUUUAUUCUGUUCAUGAUGACCAUAUAUACUUUUUUAGUUGAAGAAAACUUGGUGUUUGAAACCGAUAAAUACCAUUCCACUGGUAAAGAGUAACUUAAAACACAUGCAAUAUGAGAUUACUCUGUUUCAUCUGAGAUCUUCCUGUCCUCUGUUCUCACUAACCUUCAUAAAAUAUGUCCACAUGCCCACAUAUUCCUUAUAAACUUAGUCAUUUGUGUCUCUUGCUAUAUCAGCUGCUGAGAUGUAUAUAUGUGGUCAUCUUCAUGGUAAGAUGAGGAAUUCAACUGAAUGGAAAAAAACUGUAAUCAAAGCAAUGGAAUGUAUUCAUAUGAUUGUGAAGGAGUAAGAAAACUUUUGCUAUAAGCAUAACAUUUUUACAAACAAAUGGGUUGUUUUUCACCUGUUUUUUUUUUUUUUUUUAUUCUGACAGCAUGUGUCAACAAUAACAGCAGGUUAGAUUAACAUCUUAAUUUACCACUUCACUACUUCAGCACGUGACCAGGUGAACUUCAUUCAGCCUUUGUUUGGAUUGAACACUGGGGAAUUUUGGUCAUGCUAUGACAAAACUGGCCCAGUGGGCAGAGCCUGCUCUGAAGUGUGUAUAAAAGACGUUAGUGAUCAGCAGCUCACAGUAACCUGAGAGAGGAAAGAAGAGACCACUUUCAGAUCAGAGCAGCACCAGCCAGCACAACUGAAACCAUGGUGUCAAUGAAAGUAACAGUGAUGAUGGUGACACUGGUUACUCUUUGUGUCCUGGCUACAAACACACAUGCAGCACUUUAUUGCUGUAGAAGACACCUGCCUGGAAAGCCUAGGUUUUCAGAUAUCAAGGGCUUCUCGGUGCAGAAACAGACAGAAUUUUGUCCGAUCAGUGCUAUCAUUUUCCACACAAAGAAAGGCAAAAGAUGUGCUGACCCCGCUUUGGAAUGGGUGCUGGACUACGUCAGCCGAAUAGAAUAUGUGGCACAGAAAGUUCAUCAGAAAGCACAAGGGGGGAAGAAAUAGAGCUUCCACUGGAAUAACCUGUGGAGGAUGCCGAGGCCAGCAACUGCAAACCUGUUUCCAAUUUUCGCUUUGCCUGCUGUCCACAAAUAGAAAAGGCUUUGCUGCUUUGUGAAUGCCAGCUUAAUGCAAAGCUGAUAUUGUAAUGCUGUAAAAGCAAUGCAUAUAGUGGCUCAGUUGUAAGAGCGCUGUACAUAUGUAUCAUGUUCUUUAUUAUUAAUUUUGUAUUCAUUUUUACACAAAAUAAAAACUUGCUUUGGAAAGAA